AAUAUGACGCACAACAAGUUAGUAAUGGUCAAUCAGAAACUCCAAAUUUUGGUACAGUAGUUAAAGGCAGGCCUCCAUCUUCGACCCAUGAUCAACUUGGUUUACUAACUUACGUCACAAAUUAUACUGGACUUCAAUUAUUCAUUGAUCCUUCAUCUUCAAAUUUAUCGUCAAAUUUAUCGUAUUAUACCGAUCUUUCGUGUUGGCAAGAACCGAAACUUAGAUGUAAAAAAAAACAAGAUCCAAUAUUUCAAACUAAGGACUUGUUAUGUUUGAGUGUGGUCAAUCCACAUGAUAAAGAAAUAAAAUUUAGUCUAUCGGUUAGUUUUACUUCUGGUGUUGAUGCGCCUUCUGUCACUCCUAUAAGUCAGGGAUAUAGCGUUGUUCCAACUGUGAAUAAUGCGAAACCAAUGGCUACGCAUAGCGGAUCACCAAAUUUUAUUGCCAGUGGUAGCGAUGUUGGUGGAGGAGGAACGG
Racocetra fulgida is the source of this 477-nucleotide messenger RNA. The record is from the annotation of a GenBank genome assembly. NCBI's taxonomy places the organism in Eukaryota, Fungi, Glomeromycota, Glomeromycetes, Diversisporales, Gigasporaceae.